Molecule: messenger RNA, 1664 nt
Organism: Podarcis muralis (Common wall lizard)
Lineage: Eukaryota; Metazoa; Chordata; Lepidosauria; Squamata; Lacertidae
Gene: HOXB1
Product: homeobox B1
Biological process (GO): regulation of transcription by RNA polymerase II
Cellular component (GO): nucleus
Molecular function (GO): RNA polymerase II cis-regulatory region sequence-specific DNA binding; DNA-binding transcription factor activity, RNA polymerase II-specific
Source: RefSeq, a predicted model, not a curated record
AGGGGUGGGGGUAUGGGGGGCUCCAGGGCUGGAGAUCCGUAGAUGGGAAGGCUUCUCUCUCUCUCCCCCUCUCUCCCUCUCUCUUUUUCCUAGUUAACUUUUGACAUACUAUCUAAAGGUUGUAGGGCAGAAGGGAUCCCCGUAAAACAGGCUGACCCUCUUCCAUCAUUGGCAAAGGAACAAUACCUAGAAUGAACUUCUUCUUAGACUAUGCAAUUUGUAACCGUGGGACGAGCGCCUACGCGCCCAAGGACUACCAGCAUCUCGACCAAGGGACAACUUCCUUCCCAUCUUGCUCAGGUACCUCUCCUUCCUGUGACAGCUAUCAUCAAGAGGGACGCUUCGGGACGACGGGGGUGGGCGCUGCUGGGCUCAACGCCCACCACCACCACCAGCACCACCACCACCAGCAGCAGAACUCCAGCUACCCUCCUCCUCUUCCUCCCAACCCUACUGGCCUUGGCAUCUCCUUCGCGGGGUCAUCCCAGCCAUCGGGUACAGGAUAUUCGGCAGCCCCCAACUGCAGCCCAAGCUUCGCCAACCAGCAGUUCUUCCUCGGCCCCCAGGAGACGGAUGGAGGCUACUUCCAGCCCUCGGCCUACCCUGCCAGCGUGGCUCCUUCUUCCUCUUCUUCCUCUUCUUCUAGCCUCGGGAGCUUACCUGACGGUUUCUGCGCCACCCCGGGCCAGUUCCAGCCACACCUCUAUGGGCCUGAGCAGGGUGGCUAUUUGCAAGGGGCUUUUGGCAACCUUUCCCCGCCCUUACAGGAGAACAAAGACCCGCGGGCUUGCUCAGCCCAGCCAUGCCCCAUGACUGCCACCACCGGCACGGCCACCACCCAGACCUUUGAAUGGAUGAAAGUGAAAAGGAACCCUCCUAAAACAGCGACCGUGUCCGACUACGGCUUGGCCGUCCACGCCAGCACCAUCCGGACCAACUUCACCACCAAGCAGCUGACGGAGCUGGAGAAGGAAUUCCACUUCAGCAAGUACCUGACCCGGGCCAGGCGGGUGGAGAUCGCGGCCACCCUGGAGCUCAACGAGACCCAGGUGAAGAUCUGGUUCCAAAACAGAAGGAUGAAGCAGAAGAAGAGGGAGAAGGAGGGUCUGGCCGGAGCCCCCGCCGCCCUCAGCGGCUCGGCCAAGGAAGCCAGCGAGGCGGCCUCGGACAGAUCCAGCAGGUCCUCCACGCCCGACGCUUCGCCCAGUUCCGUGUCCUCUUGAAGGGGAGACACGCGAGGGCCUCCCACCCCCACCCGCACUCGAAUAUCCUCCCCACCCACAGGCCCCCCUUUAAGGAAAUAGCUCCUCCUUGAACAGAAACGCCAGGCCGAUGCGCAGGCUGCCUUAAGCCUCGAUCGUCACGCGCAAGCACAUCACACGUCCAUGGAGCAAGCCACCGCACAGGCACGUGUAUUCCUAAGCGCGGGCAUCUGUGCACACGGACGCCUCGAUUGUAGGUGCACACGAACAAGAACCGCGUGUUCAGAAACAAAGAACCGUGUGUUCAGAAACACACCUACAGAUCAGCUUCCAAAUGACGCCCGCAUAUACUUUCUCUCCCUGGGUAUUUUUUUUUCUGGUGGGGAGGGGUCAUAGGAGCCAACUCCUGGCGGGCGGGGGUCUUCGAACCCCCCCCUUAAAAAUAUUUGUGCCUCCCCCCAA